AAUACACUUCUUCGCUCUUUUGCUCAUUCUCUAACUUGAAUUCAACUCGCGAAGGUGCGACAGUGUCCCGGCUGUGGUAAGGUGCCGACCGUCAUGAGCGGACAACGUCAACACGGCAAGCGGCAAAACCGUACGUCUGAUAGAGCGGAUAAAGAUCCCAACUGGAGCAGGCAACCGCGGUCUAAGCUUGCCGAUCCUUCAGUAAAUUCCAUGCCCGCCGCCUCCAGCUCUCCUGCGCAGCAGCCGUCUCUUACACCUCACGAAGAAUGUGUAGCAUACUUUCGACGAGAGUGGCAGCAGUUCAGUCAUGAAUUGGAUAUGGCUAGGAAAGAGGACCCGAAUGCAAAGAUAGAACGUUACAUUAAAAAAGGAACUGAGAAAUUGACAGGAUUUCGACCAUUUGAUAUCGAUGGCUAUCUAGCAAAUCGAAAGUCGGAUGUAUCAUAGUAAUAAAUACAAAGUUUUGUUGAGAAGAGCAGACUUAUACAUGGAACUAGUUCUUUGGGACAUUAGUAGUUGUUACAGCAGUACUGUAGCAGUUGACAUCUCUAACGUGUAUGUAUGAACUAUGCUACAGACCUUUGGCUUGUGUGUAGGUUGUGUAUGCAUCUACACACAGUACAUGACUGUACACCAUGUGUACCAAAUUGUUGUGUUUGUGUGACUAGUUACAUUGGAUUUGGUUUGUUUACAUAUGUUUUCUUCUUAAUAAUUAUUUUGAGAUUCUA
Molecule: messenger RNA, 728 nt
Organism: Corticium candelabrum
Lineage: Eukaryota; Metazoa; Porifera; Homoscleromorpha; Homosclerophorida; Plakinidae
Exons: 5
Coding region: 94-447 (117 amino acids)
Source: RefSeq, a predicted model, not a curated record